Messenger RNA from Penicillium alfredii, 2229 nucleotides. RefSeq names its product dolichyl-diphosphooligosaccharide--protein glycosyltransferase subunit STT3. The record is from RefSeq and is a predicted model, not a curated record. Gene Ontology annotation, cellular component: membrane. Gene Ontology annotation, molecular function: dolichyl-diphosphooligosaccharide-protein glycotransferase activity. The transcript is spliced from 6 exons. Gene Ontology annotation, biological process: post-translational protein modification. Bases 1 to 2229 code for a protein of 742 amino acids. NCBI's taxonomy places the organism in Eukaryota, Fungi, Ascomycota, Eurotiomycetes, Eurotiales, Aspergillaceae.
AUGGCCCAGUCUUCGCUCGAUGCCUUGCUGAAAGGCAGCUCCGGCCGGAACACGCGCGGUCUAUUGCGGAUCCUCAUUCUCUGUACGAUUGCUGCCGCCGCCGUGUCUAGUCGGCUGUUCAGUGUUAUUCGAUUCGAGAGUAUUAUCCACGAAUUCGAUCCGUGGUUUAACUUCCGUGCAACAAAAUACUUGGUUCAAAAUGGCUUUUACAGCUUUUGGGAUUGGUUCGAUGACCGAACGUGGCACCCUCUGGGACGUGUUACCGGUGGCACCUUAUACCCUGGUCUGAUGGUGACUAGCGGCGUGAUCUACCACAUCCUGCGUUUCCUUACGAUCCCCGUCGACAUUCGAAACGUUUGCGUUCUGCUCGCCCCAGGAUUUUCCGGACUCACCGCGCUGGCAAUGUACCUUUUGACCGGCGAAAUGGCUCCCUCCCCAUCUGCUGGUCUCCUCGCUGCGGCCUUCAUUGGAAUCGUUCCUGGUUACAUUUCGCGAUCCGUGGCGGGCAGCUACGACAAUGAAGCCAUUGCCAUUUUCCUGUUGGUAUUUACCUUCUUCUUGUGGAUCAAGGCUAUCAAGAACGGCUCGAUCAUGUGGGGAGCGUUGACGGCCUUGUUCUACGGAUACAUGGUGUCGGCCUGGGGUGGAUACGUCUUCAUCACCAACCUCAUUCCACUCCAUGUCUUUGUGCUGCUCUGCAUGGGUCGGUACAGUUCUCGGAUGUACAUCAGCUAUACCACCUGGUAUGCGCUGGGAACUCUGGGAAGUAUGCAGAUCCCCUUCGUGGGAUUUCUGCCUAUUCGCAACAGUGACCACAUGUCCGCUUUGGGUGUCUUUGGACUCAUUCAACUUGUGGCGUUUGCCGAUUUUAUCCGAAGCUUCCUGCCCGGCAAGCAGUUCCAAAAGCUUCUGACGUACAUGGUUUUCCUGACUUUCGGGCUGGCAUUCACUGGACUCAUUGCGCUUUCAGCUACGGGAGUCAUUGCCCCAUGGAGCGGUCGUUUCUACUCCCUGUGGGAUACGAAUUACGCUAAGAUUCACAUUCCCAUCAUUGCGUCUGUCUCCGAGCACCAGCCGACUGCCUGGCCUGCCUUCUUCUUUGACCUGAACUUCCUGAUCUGGCUCUUCCCGGCUGGUGUGUUCGUGUGCUUCCAGAAGCUGAAAGAUGAGCAUGUCUUUGUGGUCAUCUACUCCGUGCUCGCUAGCUACUUCGCUGGUGUCAUGGUCCGUCUGAUGCUGACUCUGACCCCAAUUGUUUGCGUUGCGGCGGCGCUCGCCUUGUCUUGCAUUCUCGACAACUUCCUGGUGAUGUCGACACCCAAGGGGGCCGCCCAAGCCAAGGCAAACGGAAAUGAGUCCAAGUCGCUUCGUUCAGGCCGGAACCCCUUGGUUGGCAUCUACUCGUACUUCUCCAAGGCCGUUGUGACGGGCUCAGUGACCAUUUACCUUCUGAUGUUUGUUGCUCACUGCACCUGGGUCACUUCCAACGCGUACUCGUCGCCUUCGGUUGUUCUGGCCAGCCGACUGCCCGAUGGAAGCCAGUUCAUCAUCGAUGACUACCGCGAGGCCUACUACUGGCUUCGUCAGAACACACCCGACAACGCCAAGAUCAUGUCUUGGUGGGACUACGGCUAUCAGAUCGGUGGUAUGGCUGACCGUCCUACGCUCGUCGACAACAACACCUGGAACAACACCCAUAUUGCUACCGUGGGCAAGGCGAUGAGCUCGCGCGAGGAGGUCAGUUACCCAAUUUUGCGACAGCACGAUGUGGACUAUGUCUUGGUGGUGUUUGGUGGACUGCUGGGCUACUCGGGUGACGACCUGAACAAGUUCCUGUGGAUGGUACGCAUCUCCGAGGGCAUCUGGCCCGACGAGGUGAGCGAGCGUGCGUUCUUCACUGCUCGUGGUGAGUACCGUGUCGACGACCAGGCUACUCCGACCAUGCGUAACAGUUUGAUGUACAAACUGUCUUACCACAACUACCAAAGUCUGUUCCCGCCCGGUCAAGCCAUGGAUCGAGUUCGCGGCUCUAAGCUGCCUACCGAAACCCCCCAGCUCAACACACUCGAGGAGGCUUUCACCAGCGAGAACUGGAUCAUCCGGAUCUACAAGGUCAAAGACCUGGACAACUUCGGCCGCGACCACAGCAACGCUGUCGCCUUCGACAAGGGCCUCAAGAAGAAGCGUGCGGCCAAGAAGAGAGGUCCCCCCAUUCUAAGAACCGAGUAG